Pieris rapae (cabbage white) is the source of this 1247-nucleotide messenger RNA. It is a transcript of the gene Gorab, whose product is annotated as RAB6-interacting golgin. Gene Ontology annotation, biological process: non-motile cilium assembly. The record is from RefSeq and is a predicted model, not a curated record. The coding region runs from base 147 to 1139 and encodes 330 amino acids. Lineage: Eukaryota; Metazoa; Arthropoda; Insecta; Lepidoptera; Pieridae. The transcript has 4 exons.
AGAUGCUGAGAUAUGUUUGUAUUAUUUCUCGCUAGAUAUGUUUACAAAAAUUAAACUACAUAAAUUUUUACGUAUUCCUUUUCGAAAUACUUUAACAAAGUUACUGGUCUAAUGAUUUAAGAAUACAUAAGUAGUUAGUCCAAAUUAUGACUUCGACAUUCGGCGGUUUUAGCGAAGAGGACUUGAAGCGAAUCAAAUCAGGGGAAAGAGAUAUAAAAAGCGAACAAAUUGAAGGAAUUGCUAGAAGAAUAGAAAAGGUUGGAUUUAAAUCAAGAAGAAUUGCAAAAAAACUGCCAACUUUGUCCAAUCAAAUAUCUGAUGAAGUUUAUAGUGACGCAUUUGAUAGGUGUAAACUUAGUUUAAAAUCACCAACAUCUCCCAAUGAUGCUCAAAAUAAUAUAACUAAAGCCGAAAUUUAUGGAAAAGAAAAUGAAGAUAGAAUUACACAUAUGAAUGAAAAUAGGGAUAGAAUUACACAUAUGAAUGAAAAUGAAAAAGUUACAGAUUGUGAAACUUUAGAAGAAGGUAGAACAAAUACCAUAGUCAUAACUCCAGAUGUUGUCAGAGGUAUUGACUACACAGAGGAUGAUUUGGCUACUCACAAAGUUAAGUUGGAAGAACUACAGCUCAGACAAAAGUUAAUGGAAGAACAGAAUAAGAAAAGAAAAGAAAUGCUGGCUAAGGCUUUAGCUGAUAGGACAAAACAAACGGAGGAGGAGGUACAAAAACUGGAAAAGAUAAAGAAAGAAUUGCAAGUUUUAGAUGGCCAGUUCUCUCAAGAUGUUGCUGUUUUAAGAAAGAAGAUAGACCAAGCUUGUAUCACCUAUUCAGAAUCAGAAAAAUAUUAUUUGAGAAUAGAAAAGGAAUUUCUGCAAGCAAAGAUAAAUUUACAAAAGGAGAAGGAGAAAAAAGAACUGCUAACGGAACAUUUAUGUGCCCUCAUAACUCAUAAUGAAACAAGAAAAGCACAAAAACUAGAAACACUAAUGUUAGAACUUGCCAAUGAUAAAAAUAAGGUAAUAAGUGAAAUGGUUGAAAAUAUCAACGAAAAUAUUGAUGUAGCAACACCAGAUGAAGAACCGGUAAUAAUAGAUGGUGUUGAUGAGAAAACAGGAAAAAUUGUAGAAAUGCAAAUUUAGUAGAGAUAUAUCAAUCAAUUAUUAAUAUACGUGCAAUAAGGUAAAUAUUUAAAGAAAUUCUUAUAUUUAAAAUGUUGGUCAUGACAACUGUAUUAUGAAAAUAAUUAU